AACCCCGUAUCCAAUGUCCCCCUUCCCUGCCGGUGGCGGAAGCCCCCGCCGGCACAGCAGCGACAGUGGGGGCGGCAGCGCCAGCGGGUCCCAGAUCGCCGACCAACUACUCGACCCCUCCUCCUACAGCGGUCAGCCACCAUACAGUUGUUGUUCAUCGAUGGGGAAUUUGGUUCCUUGGGGCGAUGGGGGAGAAAAACGGGAUGUAGAUGAAUGUACCUCGGAUUUCAUUCCCGGGCUGGCGGAUGUCCCACCAAAAAAUCAGCAGGUGCGAGGAGGAGCGGCAUGUGGGAGGCAACGUUGAGGCUGCAUCUUCUGCGCAAACGAUGCAAGAACAGGGAUCGUCCAUUGCUGCCACUUCCUCAUCCUCUCAGCCCGCAGAGGCAGUUGCUCAUGACGCUACCGAGACAUCAAAGAACUCUUCCAAUGGAUCACUCUUCUGGGCUCGGCGAAGAAACGAUUGGGGCUUGAUGUUUUACAUCAGGGUUGAUCUUCAAGGAUCAUUCCAUACAUACCCUGACGUGGGCGGGCCAUUUCAGAACCUACAGGAAGCAAAUAAUGCUAUCGACCGCCAUCUUGAUGCUCGCCGGGUUCCAAAAAUGUGCAUUGAACAAGCAAAGGUUUCUAAAAGGGAGAUGGCUAUACGAACAAUUAUGUACUGGCCUGAUGGCACAAGGAAGAAGUGUUCACAAUCUCAUGCAAUUGAGAAAAUCCGUGAUGAUAACCGCCAAUUUGUUCAAGCUUUAGUCGACAAUUAUAACAAGGAUCACAACCUGUUUGGGGAUAUUGCAUAUGAACUCAAAGAUGUUGUGCAUCACAAAUUAUUUGUUGAGAAACAUAUGUUGUAUUGGCAUUUCAAUUUCAUGGCAAAGAAUAAAGGAGCUGAUGAUUUUGACGGUACCAGUGGCAAUCUAUUCUUUGCUGAAGUGCAGCAAUGUAAGCGACAAGGAGAACAUGAAGAAUUGGUGGUCAGCUGUUUCUGCAUGAUUAAGCCUAUUGAUAAUGGCCACUGCUAUGGCUGUACAACCUAUGGAAGUAUUGAUAUGAAGCACCCCAACAAAUCUGGUGCAUACACUGGUGGUCACUUGUACGCAUGUAAAAAGAUGAAGUUUAAGAGAGAGUGGAGCGAUGAAGAUGAGGAAACUGAGGAGGCUAGGAUAAGGAGAAUGUACAAGGAAUAUGAUGAUCCACACUUUUUGAAGAAACUCAGGAGGUUCAGGAAGGAACAAAGACGCCUCAAGAGUGAGAAGGGCGCCCCAGUAUAAGAAUAGGGAGGGUGGCAGAAUGAAACGGCACAACCGCUUUGCCCCUUGUAGCGACUCAAUAUAAUGUUAACCUUCCAGGGUGUCAUUGCGAGAAAUCAAUUUGGUUUGAGAUGGACCUGGUUAAGCUACACAUGUACGACUAUCUGGUUUACAUAUCAGAUGUUUCUUUUGUUCGGUUGUUACAUAUUCCAUUUGUCAGACGUUGUGGAGGAAGUGGUCUGCAUUGGAACGCAUAGAAUGAUUGUUAAAUUCCAAAAGCCAACAUGUAGAUGCAUGCAGCUGACAAUGUUUGCAUAAUUUGGAUUAUAACAGGACUUAUUCAAAA
Messenger RNA from Brachypodium distachyon (stiff brome), 1590 nucleotides. RefSeq lists its product as uncharacterized. Lineage: Eukaryota; Viridiplantae; Streptophyta; Magnoliopsida; Poales; Poaceae. The coding region runs from base 210 to 1265 and encodes 351 amino acids. The transcript has 8 exons. The record is from RefSeq and is a predicted model, not a curated record.